This is a messenger RNA of Geosmithia morbida, 1053 nucleotides long. RefSeq names its product FAD dependent oxidoreductase. Gene Ontology annotation, molecular function: D-amino-acid oxidase activity; FAD binding. NCBI's taxonomy places the organism in Eukaryota, Fungi, Ascomycota, Sordariomycetes, Hypocreales, Bionectriaceae. The record is from RefSeq and is a predicted model, not a curated record. Bases 1 to 1053 code for a protein of 350 amino acids. The transcript has 5 exons.
AUGAGUCACCGAUAUGCCGUCUUGGGCGCCGGUGUGGUUGGGCUCUCGACAGCGAUAGAGUUGAAGACUCGGAGUCCAGACGCAAAGGUCACCAUCGCAGCCAAGCACUUCCCCGGUGAUCGGAGUCCCGAAUACUGCUCCCCAUGGGCUGGGGCGAACUGGAUGACCACUGCGACAGACAACGGACGCCAGGAGGAGUGGGAUGCCAUCACCUAUCGCCGUCUGGCGCACAUUGCUGACAAUGUACCCGAAGCCGACGUGACGCGUAUGGAGCUUCGCGCAUACUUUGACAAGCCAAUGGAAGAGGCCGAGGUUCUCAGUAAGGGAACGGGUAAGAUUUGGUACGAUCAGUUGACGGGUGGUGUGCGGCAUAUGGCGCAAGGGGAGCUCCCGGAGGGGGCCUUCUUUGGCCUGGGAAUUCAGACGUUCAUGAUCAACACCCAGGCUUACCUUGCAUGGCUGAACACGCGAUGCCUCAAACUGGGUAUUGAGAUGCGGAGAUGCAGUCUGGAUGGCAUCGGUGACGCCUUUCGGUCCAUUCCAGCCGAUGCCUACUUCAACUGUACCGGGCUUGGGUCCUACCACCUCAAAGGGGUAGAGGACCGCAACCUGUACCCCACACGUGGCCAAGUCAUGCUUGUCGAGUCCCCCAAGACGCCCAUGAAGACCAUGUACUUCAGGUCUCCUCGUCGCGUCGACAACGACACAACCUACAUCUUCCCAAGGUAUCCAUCCGGUGGCGUGAUUCUCGGAGGAUGCCGGCUAGAUGGCGACUGGGAUACCACACCUAGUGAGACUCUCGCCGAGGAUAUCAAGAAGAGAUGCUGCGCCUUGGCGCCAGAGCUGGGGAAGCCCGAGGACUUGAAGGUCAUCGCCCACACUGUUGGGCUCAGGCCAAGCCGGAAAGGGGGCAUACGUCUAGAGUCCGAGACCAUUGACGGUCAUCUCAUCAUUCACAACUAUGGCGCUGGAGGCACAGGAUAUCAAUCUUCUUGGGGCACGGCUGAGCAUGCGGUCAACCUUCUGAUCCCACGUGAGACCGAGAAGCUUUAG